UGUCUCCCCCCCUCCCCUGUGUGGCGUUGCCCCAUCGCGUCCGCCCGUCGAGAUUGUUCGGAUAGCGUCGCCCCUCGCUCGGCCUUCACACUGCGGGGGAGGCGACACGGACGGCACAACGGGUUCCCCGCCUUUAUAAGGACUUUGCUGCCGCUGCCAGUCAACUCCCGUCGGCUUGUCUUUUCUUGCGCAGUCUCCCUCUUCUCCUCUAUUUCUACAUCGCCUCCUCCUCCUCGUGCCCUCAUCAGACUCCUUGCUACUGUAAUUCGAUACCCACCGAGACGAAGCCACCAUGUCUUUGACCGUCGAGCUCAAGACCCCGGCUACGGGCGCCUACCAGCAGCCCAUCGGCCUGUUCAUCAACAACGAAUGGGUUGAGGGUGUCGACAAGAAGAAGUUCGAGGUCAUCAACCCCUCUACCGAGGAGGUCAUCACCUCCGUCUGCGAGGCCACCGAGAAGGAUGUCGACCUGGCCGUCGCCGCCGCCCGCAAGGCCUUCGAGACCACCUGGCGCCAGGUCACUCCCCAGGAGCGCGGCCGCCUGAUGCUCAAGCUCGCCGACCUCGUCGAGAAGAACCUCGACCUGCUCGCCGCCGUCGAGUCCCUCGACAACGGCAAGUCCAUCACCAUGGCCAAGGGCGACGUCGGCGCCGUCGCCGGCUGCAUCCGCUACUAUGGUGGCUGGGCCGACAAGUUGGAGGGCAAGACCCUCGACAUUGCCCCUGACAUGUUCCACUACACCCGCGAGGAGCCCAUUGGUGUCUGCGGCCAGAUCAUCCCCUGGAACUUCCCCCUGCUUAUGCUCUCCUGGAAGAUCGGCCCGGCCCUGGCUACCGGCAACACCAUCGUCAUGAAGACGGCUGAGCAGACGCCUCUGUCUGGUCUCGUCUUUGCCAACCUCAUCAAGGAGGCCGGCUUCCCCCCCGGCGUCUUCAACCUCCUCUCCGGCUUCGGCAAGGUCGCCGGUGCCGCCAUCUCCUCCCACAUGGAUAUCGACAAGGUCGCUUUCACCGGUUCCACCGUUGUCGGCCGCACCAUCAUGAAGGCCGCCGCCGCCUCCAACCUCAAGAAGGUCACCCUCGAGCUUGGCGGCAAGUCCCCCAACAUCGUCUUCGCCGACGCCGAUAUCGAGCAGACCAUCUCCUGGGUCAACUUCGGCAUCUACUUCAACCACGGCCAGUGCUGCUGUGCCGGCACCCGUAUCUUCGUCCACGAGAGCAUCUACGACAAGUUUCUCGAGGCCUUCAAGAAGCGCGCCCAGGCGAACAAGGUCGGCGAUCCCUUCCAGGCCGAUACCUUCCAGGGCCCCCAAGUCAGUCAGCUGCAGUACGACCGCAUCAUGGGCUACAUCAAGUCUGGCAAGGAGGAGGGUGCCACCGUGGAGAUUGGCGGUGAGCGCCAUGGCGACAAGGGCUACUUCAUCCAGCCUACCAUCUUCUCCAAUGUCCGCCCAGACAUGAAGAUCAUGCAGGAGGAGAUCUUUGGUCCCGUCUGCGCCAUUUCCAAGUUCAAGGACGAGGAUGAGGUCGUUGCCCUCGGCAACAACACCUCGUACGGCCUUGCCGCUGCUGUCCAUACUCGGGACCUCAACACUGCCAUUCGCGUCAGUAACGCCCUGAAGGCCGGCACUGUCUGGGUCAACUGCUACAACCUUCUGAACCACGCUCUUCCUUUCGGCGGUUUUAAGGAAUCUGGGCUUGGUCGAGAACUAGGCCAAGCCGCGCUAUCUGAGUAUACCCAGCAUAAAUCUGUUGCUAUCCGGCUCGGAGGCCCCUUGUUUGGCUAAAAAUUGAGUAUAUUUAGCGUAAGAAGCUUUUUAGUAUAAGGGGCUUUUACUAUUGUAAUUUAUCGUUCUGAAAAGCUGAAAAAGCUUAGGGAGGUGCAAAUGAAUGAACUUAAAACCUCUUUUAACAUAUGGGCGGCUAGAGUAAUACUCGAUGAUUCAGGCGCUGGUUGCGGUGGUUGCAAAAGGCUGACGGUGGCUACCGCGUUACGGUCUGUUGGUUGGGCUCACUGCUCUCGAAGCGGGAGGUCGUCGCCAAAUUGCAAUUGAGGCUCAAGCGGCCCAGGCCCGGACCCGCUUCAUUCAACGGUUUGCGGCAUGGGGUCGCUCCUUCCCAGUCUUGCGAUACGCAGUGGCGCCUGCCACGGGUUCGCCUGCUUUCCAACUCCGAACCCGGUCGCAGCAUGCGGGCCGAUGAGUGCCACGAACAUCGCAAUGGCUUCGGGGUCGUGCCAGUUUCGAAUUUCCUCUACGCAG
Purpureocillium takamizusanense is the source of this 2260-nucleotide messenger RNA. RefSeq names its product aldehyde dehydrogenase (NAD(P)(+)) ald5 (gene ALD5). NCBI's taxonomy places the organism in Eukaryota, Fungi, Ascomycota, Sordariomycetes, Hypocreales, Ophiocordycipitaceae. The record is from RefSeq and is a predicted model, not a curated record. Bases 293 to 1786 code for a protein of 497 amino acids. The transcript is spliced from 5 exons. Gene Ontology annotation, molecular function: aldehyde dehydrogenase (NAD+) activity.